UAAAGCAGCACAACUUUUUUCAACAUUUAUAAUAAUAAUAAUAAAUGUUUCUUGAGCAACACAUCAUCAUAUUAGAAUGAUUUCUGAAGGAUCAUGUGACACUGAAGACUGGAGUAACUUUCUAAAACUUGAUAAGUACUAAAUUUCCAAAAGGGCAGAAAACAAUUGCCAAUUAAAUGAACGUGUAUUAUAGUUUAAAUGUAUAUGAAAUGCAUUUAGUUGGCCCAAAUAGGACCUAAAUACAUCUAUGUAAUUUUAUAAUUAGUUCUGUUGUUUUUGGUUAAAGUCUACUGCUGAAUGCCAAGCAUUUAUGGUAAACUAAAAUAUAUUUUUACUCUUUCCCAUAUAAUUGAAAGUCAAUGGGGCCCUAAACAACUUUGAUUGAUUUUUGUGUGAACUAUCCCUUUAAUGCCUUUCAAUUUUACAUAUAUACUAAGUUUUUUUGUAUAAUUAACCCUUAAAUGCAUACCUCAUCAUUUACUACCCUCCCCCUCAUUAUUUUUUUAAAGUUAGACAUCAGCCUUCUUAGUAUUCCUCAAUCUAUUCAUUAUAAACAAUAUAACAAGAAAAAAAUAAAAUUAUAAAAGACUAUCUGUUUUCUAAUUCAUUUUUUUUUGUAAACCAGUGUAUAGGGUCGUUAGUGACCCCAUUUAAUAGUGUAAGUAUAUAUUUUUUUUUCUGCGCAACAAUAAUUGAAUCUCUGAGUGACUCAAUAAGUGCAAUUCACUUUUUUUCCUCAAGGUGGCAAUGUUUGAUACACAAUGAUGUCAUGACACUCAUAAUCACUGCAGGCAUAAAACAAAAGAGUACACAAGUAUCAUAAGCGAAACUUGAAAUGGCUCAGCAAUUUACUGCAGAGCAAAUACUGAAUGCAAUCAAAUAUUAGUGUCACUGUCACUUGAUGGUGGAUCUGGUGACGUCGCUGUCGAUGAUCAAAAUAUUGAUCUUGAAGACUUUGAAAAUGAUAGUUUUGAGAAUAUGGUUGAGAUCGUGAAAAUGUGCCAGAUGCUGAAUGUUCUGAGGAAAUUAACUCUGAUGAUGACAGUGAUGAUGGUAAAAAGCAUCUGCUCAAAAUGAACCCUUCCAAGUUCCAAAAGUACUAUUGCUGUAAGAAGGAGGAGUCGGAGUCAGAGGAGGAGGAGCCUGACUUCGCAGUCACAUCUCGUCUGCCGCCAGUGCAUUCAAAUCACAACAUCCUGGCGGCCACUGUCCCUACGGCGGCCACCCCCAAUGGGCCUGCCCUCUUCACGCCCCCGCCGGCACGAAAACUGACACGCUCGCAGACGUACUGUCCAUCCUGUACGCAUUACGACCUGCCAUUUUACCUGCAGCAGCCAGAAGGCCUGCGAAAUGGUGGUGAACGCAUUAGCUACCGCAGCGUGCAUCAGCAGGAUUUGGGGCUGCCCGCCCCGCUGCCCACUCCGCUGCCUGCCCCGCUGCCCACCCAGCUGCCGACGCCGCUACCCAACUACCACAAACUAAACCUCAGCCGCUCAGUCACCAUGAGGGAGAUGUUCACACGAAGCUGCAGCAUUAGCACUGACGUGUAAGCAGCCAUCCGGACAGUUUAUGCUAGAUCCUAACGGCUAACUGUGUCAACACAGGCAACAGACUCAGUUCUCAUUGAAAAACAUAAUUCAGCAUUCACGCUCUAGCUCUUGCCUGCAUAAAAACAAUGUCCUCUGGAAAACUCCUAGAGUACCGAGCUUUCAGGAAGACAGCCCAGUGUGUUUGUGCGUAACUGGGAACUAUAAAGGCAGAAAUGGGGUGAGAGCAGAGAUUCUGAGCCCCUCGCCCUCCCUCAACCCCUCUGCUUCACUCCUGAAUCCCUUGUUUUGUGUUUUCAGUAAUUGAAAAGAAGAUUCAGAAAAUAAAGACACAAUGGGACACCUGUUUUUAUGCUUUCCUUGCAUUUGUCUGAAAAAACCCGCAACAAUACACAGAAAUGCUGAUGUCUUGAAUUUUUCAAUAUACAGUCUGAAUUUAAACUUUUUGUAUUGUUCAUUCAUGUAGCUCGAUAAAUUUUAGCUGAAUAUUAACUGAUAUAGCCGCGGACUUUGUUUUAACAAACCAACACAUACAGGACAACUUACGAAAAGCCCUAAGUGGGCUGCAAUAAAACUGCUAGAUAAAAAUUUGACAUCAGCAGACAACAACAUGAUGUAGGCGUUUGAUUAUGAGGUAACGUAUGGGAUGAGAGGCAUUAUUUUUUACUGACAAAAGUUAUUGAGUUACUGUGUGCGAUUCUAAAUAUUAAUAGAUGUUUUCACAAUUGCGAACUAUUUCUUCUGUUUUAGAUGUUUAAAUGAUUUGUUCUUCUUCUCAUUUCUUUUUGAAAAGGUACAGAUUUAUGUUAUCAUGGUUUCCAUUGAUUUUUUUUUUUUUAUUCUUUUUUUUUACAAAUCUGGAUGUGAGACGGAUACAAAGGCUGAUUUGAUUUCAUGGGCUACAUUUGCUCUUUCUAAACGCUGCUUGUUGGACUAUGAACAGAACAUCUUCUGCCAGAAGGUUUUUCUCUCUCUCUACUGUUCAUGCUUACAGAGUCAAUUAGCCUAUUUCCUACGUUGUUGAUGUGAAAACAAGUGGGGCGUUGCACUGACUUUCUUCUUUUUAAUAAUAACAGUGAUUAUCAAGAAUAUUUGUUCUGUUUCUAGUUUUGAAAGUGAUAUUCUUCUCUCUGGGUGUGUAGCCACACACUACAGUCCUGCAGGUGACUUUGACUUCUGUGAUCACCAUGUGCUUGUGCUGUGAUUUCAAUUCUCUCUCCUAGCUCUUCUUUCACUCAUUGGGACCCUUUUCAAUCUCACACUGUCUUUCUCAUGUGCGCACAUACACGUUUCAGUGCCUGUUAAUACCAACUGUAUUAUUAUUAUUAUUAUUAUUAUUAUUUCUUAAUUGUUUUUGCAUCACUACUUUAUCACAGUAUUUUUGUUUCAGACAGGUAAAUAAUAUUGUUUCAUGUUCUGAAGUGAUGCCGAAAUGUUCCUGUAAUUGAUAAUAUAAUUAAGAAUAAUGUGGAUAAUAAAUUGGUUGAAAACUUUUUUGCAUGUUU
Megalobrama amblycephala (Wuchang bream) is the source of this 3052-nucleotide messenger RNA. It is a transcript of the gene fam163ba, whose product is annotated as family with sequence similarity 163 member B, genome duplicate a. The record is from RefSeq and is a predicted model, not a curated record. NCBI's taxonomy places the organism in Eukaryota, Metazoa, Chordata, Actinopteri, Cypriniformes, Xenocyprididae. The transcript has 2 exons. Bases 1074 to 1550 code for a protein of 158 amino acids.